AUGGAGAUUGAAUCUCUCGAUUUGAUCAGAAGCUUCAAGAGCAUGUCUGAGAAGAAUAUGGAAAAUUUCGCCAGAUACGGGAUCAUGACACUGACUGCUUGGGCUUACAGACGCUCUGAUGCAGAUCAUUUCAGGCUUGUCUCAGAUCUGAUGCACUUCUUCUGGAUUAUUGACGAUUUCACUGAUAACCAAUCACUGCUCGAGAAUGAAAGUCAGGUUGCGAACUUGAAGCGCAUCCUAGUAGAUCCUACCUAUACAUCAUCGGAUGAUGGAGUUCUGGAGAACAUGUGUAGAUCAUGGUGGAACAAUGUCCUAGAAAUACUCGAGCCUCCUUCCACCACGAAGGAUCUGUUCGUGCGCCAUUUUAUAUGCUAUCUUGAUUCGGUUGUGGAAGAAACACAAGAUCGUGAGACAGGCCGUCUGCGCAGUCGUACCGAGCAUUUCGAUAUCCGUCGACGUAAUCUUGGGAUGGUGCCUUCAAUGGACUUUGUUUGCAUCCGAUUUCAUCUUUCAGAUGAUAUGAUCAACCACGAAGUCAUUCAGAGGAUGACAAUCACUACCACUGACCUUAUCGGGAUUGCCAACGACAUUUAUAGUUACAAUGUUGAGCAGGUCAGUGGCCAGAAAAGCGUCGCUUGUAAUCUUGUCGAUGUUGUACUGCGUGAAAGAGGAAGAGGUGUGCAAGAUACAAUGGAUGUCAUGGGAAAGAUGUAUCGCAAUCUCUUUCUUUCCCUUAUCGAUGACUACAAUCAUCUCCCGACAUUUCAAGAUACCGAGCAAGAUCGAGUGCUCAAAGAAUACGCACUAGGCAUGUUGGAUAGGGUUGAGGCCAACGUGGAAUUUUCGCUUGGUAGUCAGAGAUACUUUGGAUUAGAAGCUGGUUUGGAAAGGACAAGGGUUGAACGUAUGGUUAAGCUCUUGCCACAUAGGGGAUAUGUUACUGUAUGA
Messenger RNA from Bipolaris victoriae FI3, 948 nucleotides. RefSeq lists its product as hypothetical. The record is from RefSeq and is a predicted model, not a curated record. The transcript has 2 exons. The coding region runs from base 1 to 948 and encodes 315 amino acids. NCBI's taxonomy places the organism in Eukaryota, Fungi, Ascomycota, Dothideomycetes, Pleosporales, Pleosporaceae.